Aspergillus ibericus CBS 121593 is the source of this 967-nucleotide messenger RNA. RefSeq lists its product as uncharacterized. The transcript has 2 exons. The coding region runs from base 158 to 967 and encodes 269 amino acids. Gene Ontology annotation, biological process: peptidyl-proline hydroxylation to 4-hydroxy-L-proline. The record is from RefSeq and is a predicted model, not a curated record. NCBI's taxonomy places the organism in Eukaryota, Fungi, Ascomycota, Eurotiomycetes, Eurotiales, Aspergillaceae. Gene Ontology annotation, molecular function: iron ion binding; procollagen-proline 4-dioxygenase activity; L-ascorbic acid binding. Gene Ontology annotation, cellular component: endoplasmic reticulum.
GUAUCAGCUGCGUUCCUUUAAUUGUUUCCGUACCUGACCCCAUAUCCCCAUCACUCCUACUCCUCCUACUCCUACUACUACUACAACCAGAUACUGACCACCUCUACCACCACCUACACCCGACAAUCACCACCCUCACCUACAGCGAACCACCACCAUGCCCAAAAAACCCGUCAAACCCCCCAAACCCACCAAACAACCCCCUCCCUCCACCACCACAUCAACCACCUCCACCACACCCCCCAACUGGCCCCCUCUCCGCCCGCUCCUCCCCUCCACCUCCCUAACCCUCGACCCCCUCCUCCCCUCCCAAAUCUACCUAAUCCGAAACUUCUUCCCCUCAACUCUCUGCAAAACCUACUCCUCCUUCCUCUCCUCCCUCCCACUAACCACCACCCCCGGGAAGCCCAAAAAAGGCGACGCGGUGCGCGUCAACGACCGGUUCCAAAUCCAGGAUGAUACGUUUGCGGAGAUAUUGUGGAGUCAGACGGCGUUGAGGGAUUUGGUGAUGAGUGUUGCGGAGGAGGAGGAAGUAGAGAGGGGGGAGGAGGGGGGGGAUAAUGUGAAGAAUCAGGGUGGGGGGAAGGAUUUGAAGGAGACGUGGGGUGGGGAGCCGAUUGGGUUGAAUGGGAAUAUUCGCAUUUAUCGGUAUUCGAAGGGGCAGUUUUUUGCGCAGCAUUAUGACGACUCCAAUGCCAUCACCUUCCCCUCCCCCGGUCGCCCUCCCCGAGCCGCCCGCACCACCUGGACGCUCCUCAUCUACUUGACCAGCUGCGAGGGCGGCGAAACCGUCUUCUAUCCGGAGCCUACCCGCACCAAUCGCAACCCGGAGCCCGUCUCGGUGGCUCCGGUGCCCGGCAUGGCGCUGCUGCAUCGACAUGGGGAUCGCUGUAUGUUGCAUGAGGGGAAGGAGGUUCGGCAGGGGGAGAAGUGGGUAUUGCGAAGUGAUUUGGUGGUUGCGCGAUGA